Molecule: messenger RNA, 774 nt
Organism: Arabis nemorensis
Lineage: Eukaryota; Viridiplantae; Streptophyta; Magnoliopsida; Brassicales; Brassicaceae
Source: the annotation of a GenBank genome assembly
AUGUACACUUCGAGUGUUGGAGAGGUUGACAAAAACUUAAGAUCCGGAGUCUUCUCAUUGACCGGAACAGGCUUUCUCGGUGCUGUUGGUCGGAGCUUAGACUUGGGAGGCCAAACUGCUUUGGCCUUACGACUUCUCUUGGCGGUUUUCUCUUCCAAGUUAUCUUCGGUUGCUGACCGACCUUUCGGGGAUGAGUUUCGUGCUGCUAGGAAAGCGUCUGAGGAAGUUGGUGCGCAGCUGGUUCUUGGAGACCGACCCAUCGAAAUAACGCUCCAAAGGGCUUGGAACUCUUUGAAAUGGGCGGGGAAGCUUAAUCUGGUGAUGGCUGUGACCCGGGCAAUCGCAUCGUCAUCUAGUAUAUCCGCAGCCGAGCUUAAGGAACAAGAGACCGAUGAAAGCAAUGGAAGUCUGCAGCUUUACGAACGGCUAAGUUUCUCAUACCCAUCUCUACUACAGCCGCUGAUACACGAAAGAGAUACCUAUCUUGCUUGGUCGUUGAAGAGGAGCAAGGCGGUGAAUGGGUGUAAAACAGUGGUGGGUGUGAUAGGAAAAGGACACAUGAACGGUGUGAUUUAUGCGUUGGUCUCGGAUUCUGGUGAUCUCCGGUUUAGGGAUUUGGUAGGAAGAGGAGAUUCAUCUGAUACUAAUAUUACAUCGAACAGCUGGAUUCAAAAGGCUUUAAAGAGCCUCGCAAGAGACACCGUUUUAGGGUUCUUGUUAUGGGAGUUAUAUGAUCAGUAUCUCAAGUUUGUGAUGAUGACCCAAAACCCUUGA